Messenger RNA from Fundulus heteroclitus (mummichog), 1092 nucleotides. RefSeq names its product parvalbumin 7 (gene pvalb7). Lineage: Eukaryota; Metazoa; Chordata; Actinopteri; Cyprinodontiformes; Fundulidae. The coding region runs from base 147 to 473 and encodes 108 amino acids. Gene Ontology annotation, molecular function: calcium ion binding. The record is from RefSeq and is a predicted model, not a curated record. Gene Ontology annotation, cellular component: nucleus; cytoplasm. The transcript has 5 exons.
CUUAUUGUGUCCUCCGCCCCUCCACUUCUUCACCCUACCCUCCAUCUCCAGACCUUCUGUCUUCUCCCGUCUCCCUCCAUCAUCCUUUCCUCUUGCUGUCUUUUCCUUUCCUUUGCAGCUAUCCAUCAGUUCAUUCAGCUGGCAGAAUGGUAAUGACAGAUCUUCUAAAGCCUGAGGAGAUCAAGAAAGCUCUUGAUUCCUUUGCAGCGGAAACCUUUGACCCCAAGAAGUUCUUUGAGAUGGUGGGAAUGAAGGCCAUGUCAGCUGAAAAUGUCAAGAAGGUCUUCCAGGUUCUGGAUGUGGAUGGUAGCGGAUUCAUAGAGGAAGAGGAACUCAAGUUUGUACUGAAGGGAUUUGCAAAGGAUGGUAGGGAUCUGACGGAUGCCGAAACAAAAGCAUUCCUCACAGCCGCGGACAAAGAUGGCGAUGGCAAAAUCGGCAUUGACGAGUUUGAAGCCUUGGUUCACGAGUAAGGGGAUAGCUGAAGCCCCUUCUUCCUCCGUCUCUUCGUUCACGCAUUUGUCAACGCCCAACUUCAUUCUCUUCCUGCCUCCCUCUGGACCCCACUUAUGGAGUCAGACCAGGCCCGUUCUCUACGAAACGCUAACAAUAACGGGCCAACCGGGAGUCACAAGGAAGAGAAUCAUCCCGGCAGUGCAUCGGCUUCCUUCAUCAUUUUUUAUAUAUUUAUUUAAUUGAACAUGCUGUACAGAUUCCAGAAUCGUCAUUAAUGAAAAAGGAGGAGUGUGUGGUAUAACAAAAACGGGUGGUAAUAGUGCUGUAGGUGGUGUAGAUGUUCAAGACUCCUUUAAUCUCGGUUUCUUUUCUCUGUCUUAUGGCAGGUUGUGCAUUAUGUUUUCACUGAUUUUAUUUCUGGAUGUUCAUAUAUCAGUUCACUUUCCUCCCACUGCUCCUCCUCCUCCACCCUUCCUGACCUUCCUCCUCUCACCUCUGUCCCUUCCUCCACCUCCUCCUCCUCACUUCCAAACUCUAAACAGAUGAUGUGGUAAAAAAAAAAAUGCAUCUAUAAGGAGAGCUGUGAAGAGAGAAGACACCAGUAAGAAAUGAUAAUAAAAAAUAAAAAAAAUUUGA